GGUGGAGACCGCGUGAGCGCGCAUUUUCUAAUGUCUGUGCUGGACACUAUUACAUAAAAAGCAGAUUUGCACAUUACAGAAAAAUCAGAGCAAAGCCAACCAGGAUGAGCUGGAAAUGAUUUUCUGAAAGCUUCAUUGUGGACAAGUUUUGUAGAUUUUGCAUGGCAUCCAGGACUGAUGCACAACACAAAGAGAUGGCCUCUCAAGAAAUCAUGAUUUUGCGCGUUAUUCUCACAGAAGCUGAUAUCAGAAAAGUCACACUGACUUCAAAGCCAUGUUCAGUUGAAGAUUUGAUCAACUGUCUCAGAAACACUCUUGGACUGAACUAUAAUUUUACAUUGCAGUUUCGAGAUCCUUUCUUUGAUCAUGAAUUUUGCAAUGUAACUGCUUUGGAAGAGCUCCCUGAGAAGCCAACAGUAAAAAUUAUCCCAGUGCUUGAAUUGGUGUCAGUGGCAGAAGAUGAAAUGCAGUCAUCAAGUGAAAUAUCGAGUAAUGCUCCAAGUACUGCAGAUACAGUACUGAUUUCUGAAUCACCCCAGAAAAAGAAAAUGCCAUGGCCUGAUAUCUUCUUGAUUCCGAAAUUUUCGGUCGACGUUGAAUUCAGGCUGCGUCAGGCCAAUUUAAUCUACUUGAAGGAUGGAACGCAUCUAAAAAUGACAAAAGAACUGAAACAUGACAUUCUUCAGAAACUUGCUGAAACCAUAUACUCCUUCAAAGCAUACCCAUCUGCUGACGAUUUAAAAGGUGUUGCAAAGGCAUUGGUGAAUACCCACCCCUGCCUUCAAGAACCAGGAUCGCCUUCUGGACACUGUGGGUGGACAAACAGUUUGAAAGACAAAAUGGGAAAUUACAGAUCCAAAAUGAGAAGCCUUGGGCACACAGAUGUCACAGUUAAUGCAGGAAAAAGAGGAAGAUACUCUACUAGCAGUGAUCCACCUAACAAGAACAUAAAAAAACCAAGGAAAGGAGAGGUCAACUAUCUACCUAACCUUCCAAGUGGUCAUGAUACUUCCAGUCUUGAGUUGCUCAGACAGCAGUUGGCAGAUGAAACGAAGAAAAAAAAACCUGAUGCUACCUUCAUUAAUCAGAAUAUGGAUGUGACUCUGUCUUUAAGAAGACAGGAAGUUGUGAUCAACAAGCCUCCUGUAAGCCAGAUACUUCAGCGUUGGCCAGCACUUUUCACUGAAAGUCAGGUGUAUCAAGAAUUCAACCGAAUAGUUGGGAAGAAUCUGAAGCAAGAAUUCUAUGGGUCUCUUGAUCAUCACUGCCCACAGCUGAUUCAGAUCUUCAGGUCAAAGAGAGGUCUCACUGGACAGAUUUUAAGCAGUCUUCUGCUAGAUGCCAAGGCCUCUGACCUCAGUGACAUGCGAUGUGUUGUCGUUCGAGGGCUUCCAGUACUUCUUGGUGAUGACCCAUCUGAGUUUUUCAAAUCAUGUUUUGCUUCUGAUGAUGGAGACUCAUACCAACAUGUGCCCGUUGGAAUCCUUAACCGGGAAAAUGAAGAUGCUCUGCAACCCCUGUCCUUCCGCCUCCACCCAUCCUCAGUGGGAAUCAUCUUGGAAGGGAAUGUUGUAAUGGACAAUAUAGACAACAUACCCCAGGCCAUGUGUCUUCUUUUUGGUUUAACUUAUGCACUGCACCUAGACUACCCAAAGUGCAUGGGCAAUACCCUUCUUUUCAUUCAACAAGUUCUGCUGGGUUUGGGUAAGAAGGAGCUGAAGGGUAAGAUUCUGGCUGUCAAAAAUCAACUUGCCAUGUAAACAGGUACAGAAAAGUCAUGUUCCUUCAGGCUUGCUGUUCUGCUGUAACUGUGAUGGAAAAGUGUAAAACUUUGCCUUAGUGUUUGGCAAGUGUUAAUGUUCUAUAAUGAUACGGUGUAAUGUAGGAUUGUCACAAUACUGGAAUUCGAUACCAAUUGGUACUGAAAUUUAAAAAAUGUUCAUUCCCGCUUACAUUCAAGUGCUGUUGAGCGUGUUGUUAAACAGCACUGAUUUGCCAUUGUGUUCACAUGCUCAACAGAAAUGACUGUGAAGGUGUUCGGUUCACCUAACUCACCACUUUUUAUUGAGCGUAAACCCAGAUACAGGGAUACUGGAGUGUUUAAAGUCAAGUUAAUCAGCUGUCUAUAAGCUGACAAGCGAUCCGCUGAUGAAUUAUGGCUUUAAAACGCUCAUGGGUCCCUGUAUCUGUGUUUACACUCAGUAAACAGCAGUAAGUUCAGUGAUCCGAUGACCACAGCCAUUCACAGUCAUUUCUGUGGAGCACGUAAACACAAUGGCAAAUCAGUACUGCUUAAGAAUGUGCUUAACAGUGCUCAAAUGUUAGCGGGAAAUAGACUUUUUUUUUUUUUAACUUCAGUACCGAUUGGUAUUGAAUUCCAGUAUUGUAAAAACCCUUGAUAUACUGUGGUUGUUUAAUAUUUAAAUAUGUUUGUAAAAACAGUUUAAAAGGUUUUAAAUAAUUGUUUUAAUACGAUUUAUAGUAAUAAAUGAGUAAUUGUUAUACAAGGCAUUUUCUUGUUUUGUCACUUGUUUUUAAAAGUGAUAUUUCUAAGUGAUUUCAAAUAAAUUGUAAAGUAAAUCU
Messenger RNA from Danio rerio (zebrafish), 2583 nucleotides. The record is from RefSeq. NCBI's taxonomy places the organism in Eukaryota, Metazoa, Chordata, Actinopteri, Cypriniformes, Danionidae.